Molecule: messenger RNA, 5266 nt
Organism: Perca fluviatilis (European perch)
Lineage: Eukaryota; Metazoa; Chordata; Actinopteri; Perciformes; Percidae
Gene: kita
Product: KIT proto-oncogene, receptor tyrosine kinase a
Exons: 21
Coding region: 307-3285 (992 amino acids)
Biological process (GO): B cell differentiation; positive regulation of receptor signaling pathway via JAK-STAT; protein phosphorylation
Cellular component (GO): signaling receptor complex
Molecular function (GO): ATP binding; transmembrane receptor protein tyrosine kinase activity; cytokine binding
Source: RefSeq, a predicted model, not a curated record
CGUGCGUAGGCUCCACCACUGGCUCCGAUAAACAUGUUGACGCCACACAGAUACCUGGCCGUCCUAUAGGCUAUCGUCCCCCUCAGGCGCGCUCCAGGAGAACGGCGUGUGCAGAUAGGCGACGGCUGCUGCUGAUGCGAGCUGUAUACGUAUAUACAGAGCAUCUGUGCCUUUAACUAUACGUGUUCAGUGCGCCUCUAUCACAGCCCGCAGUCAACUUCCCACAACUCCGACGCGCUCGGCGAGUAGACUAAAGACACCUUAACCGGAGAGACACUGGCUCACCUUCACAGCUAGACCCAUGGAAUGAUAACUAUGGAAUACCACUGGAUACUGCUGGCUGUGUUUUUGCAGUUAACCUUCCAUCCAGGCAGCACCAAGCCCACUAUCACCCCCGUCGGCCCCCACCUUGUUGUCCCGCUCAACGCACCCUUCGAGCUGCUUUGCCAGGGUGAGAAGGAGAUGCAGUGGCAGCGGGAGGACCGGCCGAAGGUGCGGGGAGAGAAAAAGAGCGCUGGGAUGUCCUCGCUGCGCAUCCCCAGGGCUCAGCCCGUCCACAUGGGCCGCUACAUCUGCCUGGAGGAGAGCUCCAAGGAGCAACUCUCCAUCUACGUCUAUGUGAAAGAUCCAGACAAUCCCUUCAGAAAAUCAAUGGUGUUCAACAUUCUCACUCGAGUGGGAGACAAUGCUUCCAUCUCCUGCCUGGCAACCGAUCCAAGUCUGGACAACCUGCGCCUGGAAACAUGUUCCGGUAGAGCUCUGGCCUCUGGUCUCCAGUUUACUGCGAGCCUGGAGCAAGGCAUCCUCAUCCACAACACGCAAAAGGCCUACGAAGGUUGCUACGUGUGCACGGGAAGACUCAGGGAAGAGCACGUCCAAUCACACGACUACUACCUGACAGUAAGACCAGUCCCCGUUGCUCCUCCUGUGAUUGAGAUGGCAACCAAAAGAGUGAUUCUCACUCGGGAUGAGAGUCUCUCCCUCACCUGCAACACCUCUAAUGUCAACGGAGAAAUCACACUAAAAUGGGUCACCCCGCCUGGCUCGGGUGCCGUCUGGUAUCCACAGCAACCAGCAAAGGUUGACGGUGCUUCGCGUAUCCUGACGGAGGACUUCACUCACGUGCGCAGCGCCACGUUGCACAAUGCGGCGGUCGGACAUCAAGACGCUGGGAGGUACCAAUGUGAAGCACAGAAUGAACGAGGGACCAGCUCGCGGUCAGUGUGGCUCGAUGUUUAUGAAAAGGGAUUCAUUAACUUAACACCCACAAUCAACGAAACCAUCCAGGUCCGUUCAGGUGAGAGUUUGCCCCUAAAUGUUGACAUGGAGGCUUACCCAAAGCCUCACACUUUCUCCUGGAGCUUCAUGGGCCGCGAGCUCAGGAACACAAGCGACCAUGUCAUCACCACACACAGCCAUGAAUACAGGUACAGCAGUGAGCUGAGGCUGGUGCGCCUGAAAAUGUCAGAGAGCGGAGUUUACACCUUUCAGGCCUCCAACGGUGACGCUUCAGUAAACCACACGUUCACCAUCUUUGUGAUCAGUAAACCUGAGAUCGUAUCUCGCGAGGGCCCAGUGGAUGGACAGGUACGCUGUGUGGCAGAGGGGUUCCCCGCCCCGCAGAUCACCUGGUACUACUGUGAGCAGCCCUAUGCCAGGUGCUCCCAACAGGUGAAUGCCACCCAGGAGGAGCGCAAUGUCAUCACCGUCACCCUGUUCAGCCCCCUGUUUGGGAAGACGGAGGUUGAGAGUCGGGUGAACGUAAGCAGAGGACGGUUCAGUACUCUGGAAUGUGUGGCUACGGUGGAGGGAGAGCAGGCCUACACACUCUUUUCUAUCAGCGAGAGAACUGUUCCCCAUGAUCUUUUCACCCCUCUGCUAAUUGGCUCUGUAUCAGCAGCAGGCAUCCUCUGCCUUGUCCUUAUAAUGCUGUUCUACAAGUACAUGCAGAAACCCAAAUAUCAGAUUCAGUGGAAAGUUAUCGAGGGCAUCCAUGGAAACAACUAUGUGUACAUUGACCCCACCCAGCUACCGUACGAUCACCAGUGGGAGUUUCCUCGAAACAACUUGCGUUUUGGGAAGACACUGGGAUCUGGUGCAUUUGGGAAAGUGGUGGAAGCCACUGCAUAUGGACUCUCCGAAGCAGAUUCAGUCAUGACAGUGGCGGUGAAAAUGCUCAAAACAAGUGCUCAUGCCACAGAGAAAGAGGCGCUGAUGUCAGAGCUGAAAGUUCUCAGUUACUUGGGAAACCACAUGAAUAUUGUCAACCUGCUGGGAGCCUGCACUGUUGGAGGCCCUACACUUGUGAUCACAGAGUAUUGCUGCUUUGGAGACCUCCUUAACUUUCUACGCAGAAAGAGGGAAUCCUUCAUCUGCUAUAAGCUUGAGGAAGACUGCUACUACCGCAACGUCAUGCCGCAGAGAGACGCAGCUGGUGGCAGCUUGAACGGCUACAUGUCCAUGAGGCCUUCUGCUGCCGGCAACCUGCCGUUCAGCUCAUCCUCAGAGAAGAGACGCUCACUACGCAAAGGUGACUCCUACGUCGAAGCAGAUGCAGAGAGUGAGAUGUUCGACGAGGAUGGUCUGUCUCUAGACACCGAAGACCUUCUCAGCUUCUCACACCAAGUGGCCAAAGGCAUGGAGUUCUUAGCCGCCAAAAAUUGCAUCCACAGAGACCUGGCUGCCAGAAAUAUCCUCCUGACUCAAGGAAGAGUAGCGAAGAUCUGUGAUUUUGGCCUGGCUCGAGACAUCAACACGGACUCCAACUAUGUCGUCAAAGGCAACGCUCGUCUGCCAGUGAAAUGGAUGUCUCCAGAAAGUAUCUUUGAGUGUGUGUAUACAUUUGAGAGUGACGUGUGGUCCUAUGGCAUCUUGCUUUGGGAAAUCUUCUCACUCGGAAACAGUCCUUAUCCGGGUAUGCCAGUGGACGCCAAGUUCUACAAACUGAUAAAAGAAGGAUACAGAAUGGAUGCUCCGGAGUUUGCACCCAGUGAAAUGUAUCAGAUUAUGAGGUCCUGCUGGGACGCUGACCCCUUCAACAGACCCCCCUUCAGGAAGGUCGUGGAAAGGAUCGAACAACAGCUAUCAGAUGCCACUAAACAUAUUUAUCUGAACUUUAGCUCCAAGCUUCCUGUGACGUCCAGAGCCAGGGAGGAACCCGGUCCUCAGGGCGCUCCGUUUCACCGUCUCAACUCAGCCAGCAGUAACAGCGGACCGACCCAGCCCUUACUGCUCCAGCACGAGGUCUUCCUCGAGGGGACAACCCUCAGAGCCCAACGGGUGUAAGGACCCACCCAACCUGUUGGGCUGCCUCAGAAAGUGCCUGUAAUGUUCCGCCACAAACUACCCAACCACUACACCCGCCCACCUCCCCGGUACCGGCAGCACGUGUUGCAGACACAUGGUAAUUGCCAUCUAUUACCAAAAACAAGAAAGGAGGAAUGGCUUUUAUCAUUGUUUUUCCUACCAUUGCCUACUGAUUACAGGGAGGAGAGUUGGACUAAUGCUCCCCUGCUCAUAGCAAAAACUCUAAAACUAUAUUAAGUACAUUAUUACACUGUUAUCGGUUUUGUUAUUUUGGCUACACAUUUCAUAAAAGGUUGUUUUGUUUCUUUCUAUCUAUUGGAGUUUUUUUUUCUAUUCUGUGGUUUUUCUGUCAUGGAUAUUUAUGUAGCGUAUUUUUUUAGUUUUUUGGGGGGUUGGCGGUUGCAAUUGUUUAUAGGGAAAGCACUUGAGGCACUUGAACUUCAUGUCACUACACACACCACAUAAUGCAGCUUUCGUUUCUUUCUUUUUUUUACUCUUUUUGUUUUCAGUAUUAUUUCCAACUGUUGCGAUCUACGUUGUUACGAAGGAGAUAUUUUGGGGGCCAAUUUAAAUGUAGAUAUGGAGAGUGGUAUAUAAGCUAUUAGACAGCAUGGUCGGUCAUGCUUAGGGUCCGUAAGUGCUUCAAGUCGAUAAGGAAAUACAUUUCCGCCCUUUUAAUGUUGCCGUCAAUGCUACAGAACUGUCUUUACUAGAUCUGUUACCACAUGACAUGGGUCAGCCCACGAUUACACACUCACAGUUGUCUUCAGAGAUAUGGUUCAGACAUGGUACGCUAGCUUUUCAUUUAUGUGCUUGUUGACUGUAUAUGUGUACAUAUCUGCAGGUAAUGAUAUUAGUCAUUGCUAUACAAUGCGAUGGACAAAGAUGGACAAAGAAGACAUUCUGAGAAGCCUUGGCAUUCGUCUUAGCUUUGUUAAGCAUGUGAUGCAGGUGUAUAGUUUGACUUUUUGACACCUGGACUGCUGGAAAGUUCUUUUGUAAAGGUGUAAAUAACUGUUUGGGUUUAUAUGGUUUGCUCUACUGUCACAUCCAGUGUAUGGUCUUUGUUUACAAGCAGUAGACAGGUACUACCAUUUCUGACAUGUCUUUUUUUUUUUCUUCCACUUUGUGAAGGACCAGGAAAUGGGAACCUUUGCGUUUUGCAAUUGGUGUGUGUUUUGCCCAUGCUAACGCUGUAGUUCCCCAUUUUACAGUAUUAGGGCUGCACCUUACUAAUUAUUUUCAUUAUGAAUUAACGAUUGUCGAUUAUUUUUUCGAUUAAUCGAUUAGUUGUUUGGUCUAUAAAAGGUCAGAAAGUGUUGAAAAAUGUUGAUCGAAGCCCAAGAUGACGUCCUCAAGUGUUUCUUUUGUCCACCACUUUCAAAGAUGUUCAUUUCACUGUCACAGAGGAGAGGACUAGAAAAACAUUUAAGAAGCUGCAAUCAGAGAAUUUAGAAAAUUACUCAAACCAAUUAAUCCAUUAUCAAAAAAGUGGCCGAUUAAUGUAAUAGUUGAAAACUAAUCGAUUAAUCUUUGCAGCUAUAUACAGUUUACAUCAUAGCUAAAGUCAGGGUGAUGUGCAUGUGAAAUUUCAUUAAGUAGACUCUGCAUUGUUCCCUGCGAGUGGCGACAAGCUAGUCGGUCAUCAAGGCUCUCUGUUCAGACAUCGCCACUGGGUAGUACAGCGCUCCGUUUCAGUGUGUGGGUCAUCUCAUUGUUUUCUGACCAGUAGCUGGUUUCCCAGCAGUCCUUCUCUUCUUUGUAUCCAGCUGUUUCCUCCAUCAGAAGUGGGACUUUUCAGCACCUCACAGCCAGUAGUCUGUAUCAGCCCAGACCAUUAUAAUUCCCCUCUUCCUACUGGUGGAGGUUGUUGUGAAGAGCACCAUUGUGUGUGUGUGUGUGUGUGUGUGUGUGUGUGUGUGUGUGUGUGUGUGUGUGUGUGUGUGUGUGUGUGUGUGUG